Messenger RNA from Onthophagus taurus, 862 nucleotides. Its product is annotated as barH-like 1 homeobox protein. The record is from RefSeq and is a predicted model, not a curated record. Gene Ontology annotation, molecular function: DNA binding; DNA-binding transcription factor activity, RNA polymerase II-specific. NCBI's taxonomy places the organism in Eukaryota, Metazoa, Arthropoda, Insecta, Coleoptera, Scarabaeidae. Gene Ontology annotation, biological process: regulation of DNA-templated transcription.
AAUUUUUUUCUGCCUCAAUAAAAAUGUAUAAAUAAUAUAAUAACAUAUUAAAGAAGAUUGUUUAGUGAGAAAAUAUGUACAAUUAAGUGGUUAAAACAAAGUGAAUCGUUUUGAAUCCAAAAAAAUGCAAGAAUAUAAAUCAUUUUUAAUCAAGGAUUUGUUGGGGGAUGUUUUGGCGACAUCAGAUACCGAAGAUUUGGUUCAAACCCAACGGAACGAUAUCGACCCGUCGGAUUCUCGAUUGAGUUCCGAAGAAUCCAUUAUCAAUCCGACAGAUUCUAAUGAAUCCGUAAAAGGACGAAAACCCCGUCGACGAAGAACCGCGUUCACCCACGCUCAAUUGGCAUAUUUGGAGCGAAAAUUUCGGUGUCAAAAAUAUCUUUCAGUAGCUGAUAGAAGCGAUGUGGCCGACGCUUUAAAUCUAUCAGAAACUCAAGUAAAAACAUGGUAUCAAAAUAGAAGGACAAAAUGGAAAAGGCAAAACCAAUUGAGAUUGGAACAAUUAAGGCAUCAAGCGAAUGUUGAAAAGGAGUUGCUUUCGACGAGCUCAUUAAGAUCUUCAAACGAACAACAACAACCACCUUGUUGCCCUCCAGUUACCAUGGGUAGAUACACAACUCAAAGUCCGUGCAGCUUUUUGACCACUGCAGCAGCUGCUAUUUUUCACAAUGUCACUUAUGUUCAUGGAUGCCAAUUAUAAAAUUUAAAUUAAAAUUAAAAAGUGAGGGUGAAAGUUAUCUUAAAAAUUUUUAAGCAUUUUUUUAGGAUUUAUAACAAUAAUUAUUUAUUGUAGAUUAUGUAUUUGUUAAACCAUACGGUGCAAUUAUUAAUAAAAUUAGAUGUUUGUUUUAAUCUAUCUAUG